GAAAAAUCGAAUUGUCGUGAUGAUGUCUUCUUGCUUAGGGCAGGCAUCAACCACUAACCCUUUCGGAACAGAUACAGAUGAGAUCAACAUCCGGAGGCAGCUGUCUAUCGGCCUAUGCAGUUAUGGACUCUGUCGAAUGUGUCUCUUCUCUUCUCAGCCUUCCCGCUAUACGCUUUAAGAACUAUCUCUCAAGAAACCGCAACUUCGAUAUAUAUAUAUACCAACGUGAUGUUCGAGUCAGGGUAAGCUGAAACUGAUACUACGAGAACAUAAACUAAUAAGCACGCAGACCCGUCUCAUUGUCCAGUGACUGUUGGCUAUGCGUCUUCGAUCAUCUCAAGCUAAAUGACCUGCUUUCUGCCUCGUUGGUGUCCAGAGUUUUCAACACGUGCGCUCAGCGAUUCCUCUAUCGCUCAAUAUCAUGGGCCUGGUGCAAGGUUUCUCUGAAGCGCAUCCUGCAGUUGUCGAGACCCGUCCUGCGGAGUCAGGAUAUGGCUUCAAAGAUCAAGCGGGUUGACCUACGAUCUAGCGAAAAGAACAGUUGGUGGACUGAAGACGAGAACCUCGGCGCAUAUAAUACAGACAGGCAGACUGUUUCCUGUGACGAGUUCAAAGACAUUUUGACAAGGGCUCAGGCCAUUAUUGAUGAAGCUCGUUUCCCAAAUGCUGCUAUGUGGAAGAAGGCUCUCCAAGAUGGAAAUGCUUAUGCGUUUGUUGCCAUUCUUCUGUCUCAACUGCACAGUCUUUGUGCCCUUCGUUUGGACUUCACAUUUGUCUGGAAGUCAGGCUUUCCGGGACUAAUGUUGAAGCAUGCUCUUUUCACCGCACCGAAGGGCAGGCUAUCAACUUUCGAGUGUCUUGCUUUUGUGGAUUAUGGUAGCAAUGUCCCGAUACCACCUGAUUCUGAGUAUGUGGAUGGUGGCUAUGUGGAUGGCCACCCUUCCUGUGAGCCUGGUCAGUUCAUGGCUUGGUUCUACUUACCAUCUCUUCGAACGCUCUGGAUCUGGCUACAAGAUUGCCAGGAAAUCCUGGCAUGUAAGCGACUAAUCAGCUUCGACCGUGUGGGCUCGCUUGUUCUCGCUCGUCCAAAUAUCCGAGAAGAGGAGGCAAUAUACCUAUUGUACCUAAUGAAAGUUCCGAAGAGACUUCAUGUGGGAAUGGAAGUACCUGACCUGGAAAACAAAGAGGCUAUCCUGGAAGGUUUGAAACACAUCAGCGAAUCGCUCUCUUUCUUCCGGAGUGCCCAUGUGCCCCGCAGUAUCAGCCAGCCAUGCUUUGUGGAGACUGAAUUCAAGCAACAGCAAACGGAAGCCUUCUGAAGGGGUUUCCUGGCUUUCCUUUGUGUAAUUGCCGGCUAGUCCUGCAGUCCCAUGAACGAGGCCUGUAACAAUCCAUUAACAGAGUCUGCCCUGAUAGGGAUAAAUAUUGGGGCGCAUAUGACAAUGUCGAGAGCAAAUGAGCCCAAGCCGGAAUCCGGCCGAUUGUGAUUGGUGACGAUAUGUCGCCCGCGGCUGGGCACUUCGAUGUUUGUUACUUUGGGAUAAUUGGUACCCUGUUGUUUGGUCGUAUAUAGUGACAAUAUCACAACGAUUGCUACUCUUGAUGGUAUCCCAUAUGGUCGCUUACCGCCAAAAGAAAUAUUCUCCAUGCAGGAUAGACGUCAUGUGACGCUGAUCGAGACUCCACUAUUCUCGGACGAAGCCUUGGCUGGAAACAAGUGUUUCUGGGGCAUUUACAGAGUAAAGAGGUGUAGAAAGAGGUGUAGAAAGAGGUGUAGAAAGU
Molecule: messenger RNA, 1782 nt
Organism: Aspergillus glaucus CBS 516.65
Lineage: Eukaryota; Fungi; Ascomycota; Eurotiomycetes; Eurotiales; Aspergillaceae
Exons: 1
Coding region: 492-1319 (275 amino acids)
Source: RefSeq, a predicted model, not a curated record